CGUUCGCGCUGCUCACACUUUGGCGGAGGGCGCGCGCCCUGGAAAAUUCCACACCCUAGCCAGCUCCACCCUAGGUGCCUUCUCUCCCCUCCCAGGCUCUUCACUCUUAGUCUCCAACCCAGCAGCCUUUGCGUGAACAAAAUGGCUGCCCCCACGACACGGGGGUUGUGUUGCUUAUCCAGGGCUUUAGGAUGGUGGUCUCAGCAGCCAGUCCUGGUGACUCAGCCCAUAGCUGUAGUUCCAGUGAGAACUAAAAAACGUUUCACACCUCCUACUUACCAACCCAAGUACAAAUCAGAAAAGGAGUUUAUAGAGCACGCCAGGAAAGCAGGAGUGGUCAUUCCUCCAGAACGUUUGGAGCGUCCCAUACAUCUGGCUUGUACAGCUGGUAUCUUUGACACCUAUGUUCCUCCAGAGGGUGAUGCUCGGGUGUCAUCUCUUUCAAAGGAUGGACUGGCACAAAAAACUGAGCGAUUGAAGAAGAAUGUGGCAUCACAGUUGUCAAUACGGAAGAUAAGAGAAUAUGAUGCUAAUUUUAAAAUAAAGGACUUCCCUGAAAAAGCUAAGGAUAUCUUCAUUGAAGCUCACCUUUGUCUAAACAACUCAGACCAUGACCGACUUCAUACCUUGGCAACUGAAAACUGUUUUCCGGACAUGGUCUGGGACCUCCAAUAUAAGACCGUCCGCUGGAGCUUUGUAGAAUCUUUAGAGCCAGCCCGAGUGGUUCAGGUUCGCUGUUCAAGUAUGGUGAACCAGGGCAACAUAUAUGGCCAGGUCACCGUCCGCAUGCAUACCCGGCAGACUUUGGCUAUCUAUGACCGGUUUGGCAGAUUGAUGUAUGGACAAGAAGAUGUGCCCAAGGAUGUCCUGGAGUAUGUUGUCUUUGAAAAGCACCUGACAAACCCUUAUGGAAGCUGGAGAAUGCAUGGCAAGAUCAUCCCUCCAUGGGCACCCCCUAAGCAGCCUAUCCUUAAGACGGUGAUGAUCCCUGGACCCCAGCUAAAACCUGGAGAAGACUAUGAAGAGCCACAAGGAGAGGCCCAUAAGCCUCAGUUAGCCUGAUGACAAAAGUCCCUCCUGGGGUGAAGUAUGGGUGAUGAGGUGGCUGGGAGCUGUGAAGUCAUCCAUCUCCAUCAUGCUGCAGAAAAAACUACCUUUAUUCUCUCCUGUCCUGCUGGGUGUUUACAGCAGUCUCAUCCUCGAUAACCACAGCUGAUAGCUGGGCCCAGUGGGUGGCUGCUAUGCACAGCUCUGGACCCACUUCUUCACAUUUUAUAUCUACCUUCUGGGUCUAUAUGAAAAACACUGUUUUAGAGAAUAUACGACACUAGUUUUUUUCUGCAGCAGGGACUGUAAGAAGCAAACUAACAUAAGUUUCUUUCUUAUCACAGGGCAGGGAUCAGCAUUUGAAAUAAAACACUUU
This is a messenger RNA of Molossus molossus (Pallas's mastiff bat), 1423 nucleotides long. RefSeq names its product mitochondrial ribosomal protein L45 (gene MRPL45). Gene Ontology annotation, cellular component: mitochondrion. The transcript is spliced from 8 exons. The coding region runs from base 142 to 1062 and encodes 306 amino acids. The record is from RefSeq and is a predicted model, not a curated record. Lineage: Eukaryota; Metazoa; Chordata; Mammalia; Chiroptera; Molossidae.